AGUUUUCGCCAUGAUCUUCCGGUCAAAGAAGCGCAACAACAACAACUAGCAUGAUUUGAGUGAAUAAAACUCGAUACCGAAAAACAAUGAAAUGACUGAUCAUCUAAAGAAAUUUUUGAUUAAUGGUAUCUAAUUUGCCGUUAAAUGUUUGCGCAGGUUGUAAUAUGAACAUGACAUGAACAUGGCUAGUGACACUUUUUCAACAUGCAACAGCACUGACGUUUUAGCAGCAAGAAAUAACUGUGAUACCGCAUGCACAAAGACCUGCAAUAAUAAUGAUUCUGCAGAAGAAAUGCCUACAGAGCAGGAUUGUUCUGAUUGUGUUUCAGAUGUGUCCGAGGUCACUCAUAAUUUGAGAGAACUUACUUGUGAAGAGAAACAAGCUCUUGAACAAGACAAAAAGCUUGUCACUGAUUUUAAACAAAGAAAGUAUGAAGCUGAGGCACAGAAAAAUUGGGAUUUAUUCUAUAAACGCAAUACAACAAAGUUUUUUAAAGACAGGCAUUGGACAAAGAGAGAGUUUGCCGAGCUUGUACAAAAUCAGGACUCUGGCAAAAUGGUGGUGUUUGAGGUUGGAUGUGGAGUUGGAAAUUUCAUGUUCCCUUUGUUAGAAGAGGAGCAAAAUACUUAUUUCUAUGCAUGUGACUUUUCAAAACGAGCUGUGGAGUUUGUUAAGGAAAAUCCUUUAUAUGACUCAGAGCGUUGCUCCGCUUUCCAUUGUGACAUCACACAGACAGAUUUGUCCAAUCAUAUACCAGAUAGCUGUGUUGAUGUAGCAACAAUGAUAUUUGUGUUAUCUGCAAUACAUCCAGACAAAAUGGUGUUAGCAUUACAAAAUGUUUAUAAAGUAUUGAAGUCAGGGGGUUGUUUGCUCUUUCGCGACUAUGGACAGUAUGACUAUGCAAUGUUGAGAUUCACUCCAGGUCACAAGUUGUCCGAUAACUUCUAUGUAAGGCAGGAUGGUACAAGAGCAUUCUAUUUCUCGAUAGAGAAGCUGAAGGAGAUAGCGGAAGCAGCAGGAUUUAUUUCAGCCUCCUGUGAUUAUAUAUACAGACAGACAGUCAAUAAAAAACAGGGACUAGCUGUGCCUAGGAUAUUUGUACAGGCAAAAUUUGUUAAACCAAAGACUGUUGACAGAUGACGACAUAAUUAGUGGCAGUUUUAUUUUAUACUAUUUUCUGUGAUGUCCAGUGAAACUUAUCUCAUGUGAUCACAUAUAGAGGAAGAGGGUUUAUGUGUCAUGUACAUUUGUUGGUGCAGCAGAAAAGUUUACGUAAGCAUUAUUCAUCACUUGUAUACAAAAUUUAUACUGUUUAGCUUGACACAUUCAGUCUGUGAAAUCGUUUCUUGCAGUCAAAUCAGAAAGUUAAAUAAAAAAAUUGUAAUAAAAGACCUAAGUUUG
This is a messenger RNA of Mercenaria mercenaria, 1402 nucleotides long. RefSeq names its product tRNA N(3)-methylcytidine methyltransferase METTL6-like. The transcript is spliced from 6 exons. Lineage: Eukaryota; Metazoa; Mollusca; Bivalvia; Venerida; Veneridae. Bases 176 to 1141 code for a protein of 321 amino acids. The record is from RefSeq and is a predicted model, not a curated record.